Molecule: messenger RNA, 1202 nt
Organism: Plutella xylostella (diamondback moth)
Lineage: Eukaryota; Metazoa; Arthropoda; Insecta; Lepidoptera; Plutellidae
Source: RefSeq, a predicted model, not a curated record
GCAAAAGAUGUAACAAGCAAACGCACCAUACAAAACCGAUGUAACUAAAUCCUUAGUGAGAAAUGCAGUGAAUGUCCAGAUACGAUCGAACCUAGAUAAGUAGCAACAUAUCUGCAAGAUGGACCAUUACCUGACGACGUAUCGCAAGGACUACCUGUGGCCACACCUGCCCGGGAGCGGGGCGGGACAGAGUGGGGAUGGACAUGGAGUGGCCGAGACCCCCCGCCUCACCGAUGCCGAGCUGGCGUUCUACCAGGCGUGCCUCCAACACUCGCGGCCGCCGGACUGCCGCUGCCCGCAGUACUCGGGGGCGACGGGGGCGCCGCCGGGGCCGCCGGGCCAGGCGGCAGGGUGGAGCCGUAGUGAGCUCAUGGGUCCUCUGCUGGACCCGAAGUUGUAUCCUGCCAAAAUGGGAGCCAGUCCGGAAACACCGACGUCGCGCUACAAUCAACCUAAUGCCUUCCUUGAUAAGCUGCAGUCAAAGUACCCGAUGCUGUACAGCAUUCUGCAGAACGAGGCGUCUCCGGAGCUGAAGCAGAGGAUCGACCGCGACCGGAACAAGACCACCUACAUGGUGGACUACUGCGAGUCUGGUCCAGGCGCCAAGUUCGAGGGUCUCCAGCGAGCGGCGGACGUGAGCGGCUCCGGUCCGUGCGUGCAGCCGCUGCGGCUGCCGGGCGACCCGUGCCGCGCGGGCGGACGCGUCGCCGCGCCGAGGAGCAUGCCGGGGCUGAUGUCGAGGGGCGGAGGCGGAGACCCACUAAUUCCAUCUGCCUUUCCAGAGAUGACGUCAUCAUCAGCGAUGCCUCCGAUGGGUCGCUCGGAGUACCAGGACGGCUUCUCCAAGCUCGGAGCCAUCAUCAUGAGGGACAAGCUGCACCGACGAAGCCGCGCCGCUGACUAGAGGAACGACCAGAGGGUCGAUUCACUAACAGUCUACCAUCUGCCUUUCGUCGUGAGUGGCGUGUGAUAGCGCAAAAAGAAUGAAAUCUGACGCUCGACUCGAAAGGCUAGUGGUUGGGAAUCGUUUACCAGAGGUGGACAACAGACUGACUAAUGGGUUCCAGAAUAGUUUACUGCAAAUUAUUCUCUUCAGGAUCCAUCUGAAGAUGCAACCGGUACUUCUGGAAUCAGUGUUGUAUCAAUGUGUUCAAAACUUUUGAAUAAAGUAUUUGGGUUUUUCUAGCCCCAACCUUUCAAAA